GUCAUGAAAAUGGCGCUGGCCGCUCGUCUGUUACCCCAAUUGCUGAACUCUCGGUCGCUGCCCUGCGGGGCCGCCCGACUCCGGACUCCCGGUGCGGCCGAGGUGAGGCUGCCGUCGGCCGGACUUUGCUACCUUUGCCGAUGUCGCCUCGGCUCGGGAGUGGCCUCAUUUCCCCGAAGGGCUUGGGCCUCCGCGGCCUCGGUGCUACCUGCCCAGGGCUCCUGGCAGCCAGUGCUCAGCCGCCCGGGACUCCCCAUAGCCUUCGCUUCUUUCCCUGCCUGCCCUCGGCGCAGCUACAGCACGAAGGAGAAGCCCCAGCAGCACCAGAAAACCAAGAUGAUCGUCCUGGGAUUCGCCAACCCCAUCAACUGGGUUAGGACUCGAAUUUACGCCUUCCUUAUCUGGGCCUAUUUCGACAAAGAGUUCAACAUCGCAGAGUUCUCUGAGGGAGCGAAGCAGGCUUUUGCUCAUGUAUCCAAGUUGCUGUCACAGUGUAAAUUUGAUCUGUUGGAAGAACUUGUGGCCCAAGAGGUGCUACAUGUAUUGAAACAAAAGGUUACUUCACUACCUGACAACCAUAAAAAUGCCCUUGCUGCUAACAUAGACGAAAUUGUAUAUACAUCAACAGGAGACAUCUCCAUUUACUAUGAUGAGAAAGGAAGGAAGUUUGUUAACAUCCUGAUGUGCUUUUGGUAUCUAACCAGUGCCAACAUCCCUAGUGAAACCUUAAGAGGAGCCAGUUUAUUCCAGGUUAAGUUGGGGAAUCAGAAUGUGGAAACUAAACAACUUCUUAAUGCAAGCUAUGAGUUUCAGAGGGAAUUUACACAAGGAGUAAAGCCUGACUGGACCAUUGCACGGAUUGAACACUCAAAAUUAUUAGAAUAAUUUUCUUGGAAAAAUCAGCUUAUGGACUUUAGCAGUUGCCGUGAAAAACUAAGGAAGAAAAUUUUUGGAUCAUAUGACCUUCACUUAAUCUAAAUGUGUGAAUUACUUUUAUAUUAUUUUGAAAUACUUCUUGCAGUAUGUUGGCAUGAUACAGUAAAAGCAUUUUCCACA
Messenger RNA from Sapajus apella (tufted capuchin), 1056 nucleotides. Its product is annotated as m-AAA protease-interacting protein 1, mitochondrial. Gene Ontology annotation, molecular function: ribosome binding. Gene Ontology annotation, cellular component: mitochondrial inner membrane. Gene Ontology annotation, biological process: inner mitochondrial membrane organization; protein insertion into mitochondrial inner membrane from matrix. The coding region runs from base 4 to 885 and encodes 293 amino acids. The record is from RefSeq and is a predicted model, not a curated record. The transcript has a single exon. Lineage: Eukaryota; Metazoa; Chordata; Mammalia; Primates; Cebidae.